Molecule: messenger RNA, 5702 nt
Organism: Boleophthalmus pectinirostris (great blue-spotted mudskipper)
Lineage: Eukaryota; Metazoa; Chordata; Actinopteri; Gobiiformes; Gobiidae
Product: DNA (cytosine-5)-methyltransferase 3B-like
Exons: 24
Coding region: 847-4878 (1343 amino acids)
Biological process (GO): negative regulation of transcription by RNA polymerase II
Cellular component (GO): nucleus
Molecular function (GO): DNA binding; DNA (cytosine-5-)-methyltransferase activity, acting on CpG substrates
Source: RefSeq, a predicted model, not a curated record
CAUGCUAAAAGACUGAUCCCAGUGGUGUGAUUUUAUUGUUUAUCUGUUGUCAGUGAAGUUGAUUGACAUGUAAGAAAUUCUGGAAAUGCGCCCCAAAGUGCAGCGAUGUUGUGCUAGAAGUCGUUGGAUAGUUUUUGGAGAGGACGCACGCUGACAGGUGCAGCCUUCUGCCAGUCGACGCACAUCUUGUUUCCUUCCGUAACGGGACUGUCAGCAGCCAAACUUCACUGUGGAGACAAAGACUGAAGACACAACUACGAUUUACUGCAGAAGGCUUUUGAUGAAAUCCCUCCUCUAAGAAUGCUGAGCUGAGUCCAGUGGAACCAGAAGUUGACCAAAAGAUGCUGGGACAAAUGUGGAUUUAACCAAUGAAGAUACGACACAGGAGGUUAUGAAAAAAGCCGAACCAAGUUUAUAUCAAGACAGGCUUAAACCUUUGAAAUUCCCUGAUAAUCAAGAAUCAGCCCAGUUUUUCCUAACAAAAGACAGUUCAGAAAUAAACCAAAUCACAUUCAGUUUCUCCCUGCUAGUGAGAAUGCACAAGAGAGCAAUACCUCUUUACUGACAGUGCUGCUUAAAUCAUGGACGAAGAAUCUUAACAACAGUUAUCCAAAUGUGUGUGAAAAGUUGAAAGAAUUAGUAUAACGCCUCCCAGUAUAAAUGUGUCAGAAAUGGCAAUAAUAAUUAGUCAUAUUGAGCAACCAUGUGCAAAUCCGUAAAGUGCACAAAUCACGAUUUCAGAAUGCAGUAUCCUUCUGAGCACUGACAUUUUCGCCGUCUCUACUAACUGUACCUCAAGCAGUACCCAAAUACUUUAUAUAUUCAAGACAGAAAACUCAAGUUGAAAUGUCCGCUAUGGCCGGAAGCGACGUCAUUUUGAUCUCGGAUUCUGAAGAUAAGCCACAGGAGACUAAAUCAAGCGCUGAAAAUGCUCAUCCGAAGCCGCCUACAUCCACUGGAACUACAAAGGCCAGCAAAAAAACGGCGAGAAAAACUACAGGAACGCAAAAUGAGUCACAAAUCGCAUAUGCCCGGACUUUGAAAGAAAUCUGCUCCAAAACGCCGUAUUGUCUGUAUGCGGACAUGGCGUUGGAGCUGGAUAACACCACCUGCGCGGUUAUGAUCGGCUACUUCGACUGCUGCUCCGGAGUAAGCGUAGUGAGAAGGCUGAACACGCUGCGCAUCAAUCAACCCAGCAGUGAAACUAAACGCAAGCCAGUGAUCACCAAACACACCGCCAGCUCCGCGGCGGAUCUGUUGGUAGACUUGCUCAAGACUGCCGAGCUCCCUUUGUACAAUCUCAAGGUGUUUUACUGCAACAUUCGCGAUCCGGAAGUCAACGGAAUUAUUGUGUCGAAGCUAAAGGCACUCAACCCGCAUUUGGUGUCUCUGGGCGGGCUUGCCUGUACGGUCGGGAGGGCUUGCCAGACGGGGCUUUUGGAAUAUUACAGCCACGUGAUCGACCUCAUUAAUGACAUUCACUUCUUUGAGUUACCUGAGUGUUUAGGAGGCACAGAGUACAGCGUCACUCUACCGAUUUCAAUCCAGUACACAGAAAUCAUCAUGGUUAUCCAAAAUAUGUCCUCAAACUGGCUCAAAGUGGAGGAGUAUUUCAAAGAGCUGAGGUUAGACGUCGGGUUAAGCCGUCAGCAGAGGAUUUGCGAUCAAAUGGAAGAACCGAAAGUUAGGUUGGAUUUUACGUUCCUCGCUCAAGCUUUGGGAACCUUCCGAAGUUUUCGGGAUGUGCAGGACAACAUGGCGCGCGAUAUGGUGGUGGAGCUGCAGAUGACGGCGCUGCUGGUCAACGUCUGCGCGUCCAGUAUUUUUACGCCGACCGCCACGGAGGAGUUUGUCAGGAAGAAGGAUCUGGGAAUGCUCCAGAGUGAGAAGGAUCUGCUCCCCCUGGCGAGUAUAAAUGUGGGUUUGAGAGCCAGGAGGUACUUGGGGUCUCUGUCCUUCGUCGUUAUGGUGGAAGAAGAGAGGACUGAGUUCCUACAGCAGGCUCAGGGCUUCUACCAAACAGUGCUCAAGAUUUUGGUUGAGAAUCUCCCCGGACAGCUGAGUCCUCUGUCCAUGAGGAACAUCGGGACUCUGCUGAAGAGUCCAAUGAGUCUCAAGUCGGAGGAUGUCUCCCAUGUGCAGUUGGCAGAGUUGGGUUCUCAGUUGGGUUUGUGUAAAAGUAAAACCUCCAACUCUCCUCUGGCGUCUGAAUACGUCAACUACAUCCAGAGGAUCAAUGACGUCCGCGGGUUUGAGGGCAGCACAGCCGGCGCCAAGUGGCUCAAGGUGCUGGACAGUUUGGCACGGUUUCCUAUUUUAUUUAAGCUGGUCCUCACUCUCCUGGCUUUUCCGCGCUCUCUACAACUGAAGCACAUUUUUCAGUCCUCAGGCAGAAGCGUUCUUUCCCCAGACCAAAGGAAAGGUGUGAAGAGGAGGUAUCGACAUUCGCACAGAGCGGAGAGAGAGAAGGACUCCUCCUUCUCCUCCUCCUCCUCUGAUGAAGACCGACCCAGACCCCAUCCCACACGCCAACUGGAGAGGGACUCAGAGGACUCGGACUACACUGACAACUCAUCAGAUGUGGUCGACGUGACUGACGGCUGCAAAGAAACAAUUAAAGCACAUGAAGAUUCAGAUGACACGGAACCAGAGCCUGAGAAGCCUGUCAGUGAGUCCAUCUAUGUGCUGGAGGGUGAACAGAAAAAGACCAAACACAAACCAGCCAAACUGAAACCAGCCAAAGCAAAGCCUGAACAAAGGCAGCAGGGUGAGCUGGUUCUGAUCAGCCUGGAGGACGCCCUCUGCUGGCCGGCCGUCACAGUACCCACUUUAGAAAACAACCAGGAGCCGGACAUGAAGAAGGUGGUGUGGUACGGGCACAGCAUGACCUCAGAGGUCUGCAUCGAGUAUCUGCGUCCAUUCGCUGACUUCUCCAGAUUCUUCUCUCAAAACACCUUUGCCACUGUCGCCACCUACAAAGAUGCUGUGUUUUUGGCACUAAGGGAGGCGAGUGCCCGCUGUCAGAAGCAGUUUUCAGCCUCGUUUGACAACAAAGAGGAGAUCCUGGUGGAGAUGCUGGACUGGGCUUUUGGUGGGUUCAAACCAACGGGACCCACAGGAUUUGCACCUGCUUUAUUAGCAAAAGAGAAGAACCGCCCUGUCGAACCCUCAAACUCAUCCAAAGGCAAAACUAUCACCCCUGAAGACCUGCCCAGGCUUUCCGUGUCUCUGUACAAACUGCCACUGGAGAUGUUACAGAAAAACACAGAAAAGAAAAAGACUAAACCUGUGUGGAAAGGGAAGGGCCCGAGGAGGAAAAGCAGUUUAUGUUUGAGAGACACGUUUGAAGAUACAGACAUGUCCCCAGACUAUGUGCCGUGUAAGAAGAACUUUAUGAAGAGACCCUACAGCAGAGUGGACCAGUCGAACAAGGGCGCCCCGCAGAAUGUGUACAAACAACCUGACCAGAAAGAGAGAGAGAGGAUCAUACGCAGAAUUAUGGAGUUUGACUUGGACAUUGACAAGUUCUGUGUGUGUUGUGGCACUGAGGACGUAAGCGUGUUCCACCCUCUGUUCAAAGGCAGCCUGUGCUUGGAGUGUAAGAAUAACUUCACAGAAACCCUGUACCGGUACGAUGAGGACGGGUACCAGUCCUACUGCACCAUCUGCUGCUACGGCAUGGAGGUCAUUCUGUGCGGCAAUGACAGCUGCUGCAGGUCGUUCUGCGCAGACUGUCUGAACAUCCUGGUGGGAGAGGGCACCUUCGACUUCCUUAAGGACCUGGACCCUUGGAUUUGUUACCUGUGCCAGCCCCACGAGACCCACGGCUCCCUUCGACCCGACUGGAGCAUCCGCGUGCAGGAGCUCUUCGCCAACAACAGUGCCAUGGAGUUUGAGCCUCACAGAGUUUACCCGUCCAUCCCCGCCAGCCUGCGCCGCCCCAUCCGAGUCCUGUCCCUGUUUGAUGGAAUAGCCACAGGCUACUUAGUGCUCAAAGAUCUGGGCUUCAAAGUGGAGAAGUACGUGGCGUCAGAGGUCUGCGACGACUCCAUCGCUGUGUCCACCGUGAACCACGAAGCCAAGAUCAUCCAUGUGGGAGAUGCCAGGUUUAUCACUCAGGAACAUCUGGAUCAGUGGGGGCCUUUUGACCUUCUCAUUGGUGGAAGUCCGUGCAAUGACCUGUCCAUUGUCAACCCGCUGAGAAAAGGCUUGUAUGAGGGCACCGGGAGGCUGUUCUUUGAGUAUUACCGGAUCCUGCAGUUACUGAAGCCCAAAGAGGAGGACUCCAGGCCGUUCUUCUGGCUCUUUGAGAACGUGGUCUUCAUGAACGUGCACGACCGGCUCAACAUCUGCAGGUUUUUAGAGUGUAACCCUGUGCUGGUGGACGCUGUCAGAGUCAGCCCUGCCAACAGAUCGCGCUACUUCUGGGGCAACAUCCCUGGAAUGAGCAGGCCAAUUACAGCCUCUCAGUCGGACAAACUGAACCUACAGGACUGUUUGGAAAUUGGACGAGUUGCAAGGGUUACUAAAGUGAGAACCAUCACCACCAAUUCCAACUCUCUGAAGCAGGGUAAAAACGUGUCGCUGCUCCCUGUUCUCCAGAAUGGCACCGAGGACACACUGUGGAUAACAGAGAUAGAAAAGAUCUUCGGCUUCCCCAAACACUACACCGACGUGAGGAACAUGAACCGGCAGCAGAGGCAGAAGGUCCUGGGCAAAGCCUGGAGCGUGCCCGUCAUCCGCCACCUCUUCGCCCCGCUCAAAGACUACUUCGCCUGUGAAGAGCUCCCCCCGUUGGCCACGUCCAGCGCUUCUACCUCCAGCUCCUCCUCCUCCCCGGCAUCCCCAGCCACUCCGGAGAUCCUCCAGCUUAGAUGACGACACCAAACAAUGCAAUUCUUUUAUUAUUACUCAAUUAUAGAAGGUCUAAAGUCAGAUUUAACUCUAUGCUUUUCUCUAUUUUGACAGGAUACACAAUAUACUGUAUUUUUAAAACUUUGUUUACAUUUUUAGUCUGUUUUAGAUCACUUCAGCUUCAGGUUAAUUAACUCUCAAAAGCUGGACAGUGCUGUAGACAAUGCUGCUAAAACCAUGUUCAGAUAAAUAGGAAAAAGGCUGAUUAAUCUCAUUUAAAGAUGUGAAUUAAUACAGGAAUCUCAUGCGUUUAUGAACAUGCUUAUUGAGGUUUAAUCUACAAGGUUAGCAGGGUUUAUACAUCCCACAAAUGUAAAUUUUUAUCUUCCUUAUCAAUUUCACUAAGUGUCACUCCUUAUAACCGGUAAAUACUAAAAGAUUAGGCAGUGGACGCCGGUGACUUGAGGGUGAAUCUGAUUGAGAACAUGUUAAAAACUACACAGACACUUCAUCGUUUUAGAUGUUUGUGUCUCAGUGCAAAGACUAAUUCUAAUUUUAAGGCAUAAAAAUAUUAAACUGCCACAAACAGAAGCCCUCUACGUAUGAAAACAUUUGAGUUAUCUUUACCUUACAUUUGAAUAGGAUGUUUAUUUUAUGUUUUGCAUUUAAAUAAAAGUGGGCAUUGAGCUUUGAGGAAGCCAGAGCGCUGCUGAGCACAGUGUGGAAGAUAAUUUGUUCCAUCAGAUUUUGAAAUUUAAAUACCGCUGAAUUUCUCGCUUUUAAUUUUUCAACUUGAAUUAUUUUUAUUCUGAAUUUUAGUUGCUGAAAUUGAAAGUAUACCUUUGCGA